AAUGAUUAAGGAACAUCGGACGUCUUACUACAUUUCAUUCCCUCUGUAGCGUUAAGGUGCGAUUGUACCUCCAAAAAGACGAAACUGUAAGUAAAGUUUGUGAGGAAAAAUAAAGCGAAAAGCAUCGUUUAGAUAACAACGACUGGAAAAGAUCUCUACACAAACUGAUUUCAAAUAGAAGAAUUUCAAUUUGAAGUCAGCGGAAAAAAGAUACAGAUAGAGGAUGAUAUCCAUUCACAGAUUUCUUCAAUUAUUAUCAAUUCUAUGGACUGCUAUAAUUUUCACAGAAGGAACUUUAACUGUCACAUAUGAAUUUGGAGAGGAUUGCUCCGUUUCUUUGGAUGACGUCAGUGAGAAUAGGCAAAUUUACGUUGAAUAUAAAGGGGAAAAGGUUUCGACUUGGUGUGAUUACAUGUCAUUUAAUGGAAGAGGAUAUAACAUCUUGGAUGAAUAUGAAAUCUGUGUUACACCAAUAUAUUUCAAUGACCCCUACUGUUCUGUGAGAUUGGAUUAUAAAUCUUCCUAUGGUGGCCGAACACUACAGAGUGUUAGUUGCGGGGAAAAUGUCUACAAAAAAUUUUGUGGCUCUCAGGACGACUACAUGUACAUAUUUUUUGAGAAGCGUGGGAGAAAAUCGACACAAAAUGCUAAGUUCAAACUUCACAUUACUGCUACAAAAGUUUUUGAUUAUAAAAAAAAUAAGAAGAAUCUCGUCGGAGCUAUCGUAGGAGGUAUUGUGGGGGGUUGUGUUUUCAUUGGACUUUUGAUUGGUUGUUGCUGCUGGUGUGCGUGCAAGCGAAAGUCAUCGCAAGGCCAGGUUUUAGUACCAACUCAGGAAAAUGCAGUGCCUAUGGUAAACCAAUCAACUUACCAUUAUCCAUCAUAUAAUGCACAAAAUCCAAGUGGUAACACCACCGUGUAUCCGCCAGGCAAUUAUGCAACACAGUAUACGCCUCAGUACAACACACAAACACAGUACAAUUCACAACCACAAUACAACACACAAACAGAGUACAACACACAACCUCAGUACAACACUCAACCAGAGUACAACACACAACCUCAAUAUAACCCACAGCCACAGUACAAUACAGAAACUCCAAAUCAGUCCUCAGAAACCAGCAGAUGGCAUGAACCGGAUAAAUCGCCCUCAGCCCCGCCCCCUAGCUAUGAUGAAGUAGCAUAUAAAUAGCUUUUCUAUUAAACUAUGUUUUUUUUUUUUCCCUUUUUUUGAAUUUCAUAUUUAAAUUUCGAUGAAAUGCAUGUCCAAAAAGUAUGCAAGUGUGAGUUUAUUGAUUUUUCUUUAAUUUCUUAUCAUUUGAAUAUUUUGAUGAAUGGUCCCUUUCUUUCUGUCUAUACUAUUAUCUGAAUGUUUUCAUUUACUCCAAUGUUAACACUGUUGUGUGAACACACCUGUGCUGCAACCUUUAUCCUUUAGCGCAUUGUAAGGUACAUGGCACACAUUUUGUUUUAUAAAUUGUCAUUUAACAGUAGAUACUAGUACCUGAAAAUGAUCGGUUUUUUUUAUUGUUUUCUAUUUUUGGAAAACACAACGAACUUUCUUAUUUAGAACUGACGCUUUCCAUGACUUCAAACAUUAUUGUUAUCUCAAUGGCUAUAACGAUUCUAACCUUUAACGAAAUCAAGAGGGUCCAAUAUUAAUUUCACAGGAUCUUCAUGAACAUUUCAUGAGCAGAUUCAAGAAUAUAUUUAAAGCGAAGCAAAGUUGUUCAUGUCUAGGACUUUUUGUGAUACAAUAAUGUUCAUGUAAAGUGAAUAUCUUAAAAAGUUCCUCUUGGCUUCUUCAUAAAAACAUUUAGAAAAAUUAUAACAAAAAAUACUUCCGUGUGUAAAACAUAUACCGGUAUAAAAAAAUAUUUCAAAAGGGUAAUUUUUAUUGUGAAUCCUCCUUUUUUAUUUAAAGGAAACAUUUAUGUAGUUAACAUAAAUUGUAUUUUGUUAAAUUUAUUUAACUUUUGAUUUACUGGAAUUUCACAAUAUUGCCAGGUUUUGUAGUAUCUAACUUGUUGUUUGUUGGUU
Molecule: messenger RNA, 2040 nt
Organism: Saccostrea cuccullata (small rock oyster)
Lineage: Eukaryota; Metazoa; Mollusca; Bivalvia; Ostreida; Ostreidae
Exons: 7
Coding region: 224-1192 (322 amino acids)
Source: RefSeq, a predicted model, not a curated record